Molecule: messenger RNA, 1343 nt
Organism: Porites lobata
Lineage: Eukaryota; Metazoa; Cnidaria; Anthozoa; Scleractinia; Poritidae
Source: the annotation of a GenBank genome assembly
AUUGAUCUACAGUUCCACCGAUCUAUCGAUCCAUCGAUCUACCGAUCUACUGAUGUAUUAAUCUACAGUUCCACCGAUCUAUCGAGCCAUCGAUCUACAGAUCUUCUGAUCCAUUGAUUCACAGAUCUAGCGAUCUAUCGAUCCAAGGAUCCAUAGAUCCCCUUAUCCAUUGAUCUACAGAUCCAGCGAUCUAGCGAUCUACUGAUCCAUCGAUUUACAGAUCUUCUGAUCCAUUGAUUAACAGAUGUACCGAUCUAUCGAUCUAAGGAUCUAUAGAUCUACUGAUCCAUCGAUCUACUGAUCCAUUGAUCUAGCGAUCUACUGAUCCGUAGAUCCUCGGAUCUACUGAUCUACAGAUCCAAGGAUCUAGCGAUCUAUCGAUCUACAGAUCUACUGAUCCAUUGAUCUACAGAUCCAGCGAUCUAGCGAUCUACCGGUCCACUGAUUCAUUGAUCUAGCGAUCUACCGAUCCAUAGAUCUACGGAUCUACUGAUCUAUUGAUCUACAGAUCCAAGGAUCUAGCGAUCUAUCGAUCUACAGAUAUACUGAUCUACGGAUCCACCGAUCUACUGAUCCAAUGAUCUACAGAUCCAGCGAUCUACCGAUCUACUGAUCCAUUGAUCUAGCGAUCUACCGAUCCAUAGAUCUACAGAUAUACUGAUCUAUUUAUCUACAAUUCCACCGAUCUAUCGAUCCAUUGAUCUAGAGAUCUACUGAUCCCUUGUUCCACAGAUCUAGCGAUCUAUCGAUCCAAAGAUCUAUAGAUCUACUGAUCCAUUGAACUAUAGAUCUUCUGAUACAUUGAUCUACAGAUCCACCAAUCUAGCGAUCUAGCGAUCCACCGAUCUACUGCUCUAUUGAUCUACAGAUCCAACGAUCUAUGCGAUCUAUCGAUCUACAGAUCUACUGAUCCACUGAUUUACAGAUCCAUCGAUGUAGCGAUCCAUCGAUCUACCGAUCUACCAAUCCAUUAAUAUACCGAUCGAUCCAUGUAUAGAUCCACUAAUCCAUUGAUCUACAGAUCUAGCGAUCUACCGCCCCAUUGAUCUUUAGAUACACCGAUCCACUGAUCUACAGUUCUAGCGAUCUAGCGAUCCAUUUAUCUACAGAUCCACCGAUGUAGCGAUAUAGUAAUCUAUCGAUCUCUGGAUCUAGCUAUCUACCGAUCCAUAGGGUACCAUAGAUUUAGAGAUCUACUGAUCCACCGAUCUAGCGAUCCAUCGAUCUACAGAUCUACUGAUCCAUUGAUCCACAGAUCUAGCGAUCUAUCGAUCCAUGGAUCUCUAGAUCCACUGAUCCAUUCAUCUAUAGAUCUAGCCGUAUACCUAUCCAUGGAUCUAUAG